Molecule: messenger RNA, 4007 nt
Organism: Podarcis muralis (Common wall lizard)
Lineage: Eukaryota; Metazoa; Chordata; Lepidosauria; Squamata; Lacertidae
Gene: ARHGAP27
Product: Rho GTPase activating protein 27
Biological process (GO): regulation of GTPase activity; signal transduction
Cellular component (GO): cytoplasm
Molecular function (GO): protein binding
Source: RefSeq, a predicted model, not a curated record
CUCCCCGGCCUUGGGGAGACUUCCUCUGACUGAGGGAGCUUCCUUCCUCCAUCCAGCGCAGGCUGGUGGGAACAGCCCUGUCGUUCUGCCUGCCUCACUCUCGCAAGACUCUGCACAAGUACGGCAGGGCUUGGCCGAAAACGGGCAUCGCUGGGGAGGAGUCGGAGGAGACGAGGUCAUGGAACUAGGUCUUGGGUGACUGCAAGGAGCUCUUUUUGACGGAUGGAGAAGCAAGCACCUGUCCUCAGCUGGAAUUGACCUGGAUGAAAGAAACUGGAAGGGGUGUGGCCGGCUGUUUUCCCCAGAGGUGCCUCUUAGUUUUGGUUUUUCGUGUGGCGUCAAAGCGGCACUUGCGGAACGCUCCUCUCGCCGUCGGACGUCUUGGCUGCUGCCCGCAAGGAGAAGCUGAUUUUGAUCCUUUAGGUGACGGCUGAAUGCCAGACUUGGGCUGCUGGCGAUGAUGAAGAUGUUUGGGGAGAGCCGCUGGACCAAAGUCUUGACCGGCUGCUGUUUCUUUCCUUCACUCGCAAGUCUCCUUCUCCUGAGGAAGCCGAUGGAAAGAUCUGUUUUGUGACAGUCUCUGCCCCCCCUCCUUUCCUCCCUUCUCGACAUAGUUUAGGUAGGGGAGGACCAGAGGCAAGUUCAGACCAGGUGCACAGGCCUGGGCAGGUCCAUGCAGCUCCUGAUACAAUCGAGGAGGAAGAUCUGGGACAUCCUUUGAGGCGUAGGAUCGAAAGGCAGGCGAAGAAGAGGCCGGGACAGGAAAGGAAACUAAGAAAAUGUGAGCCAGCAGAGAAGUGUUGGGAAGCCCUCAGCCUGAAGCCCUCAUCCGGGAAUGCCAUUUGCAAAUCUGUAAUCUAGUCUGGGGAUUCCCUCCCCCCCCCCAUCAGGACUCAAAAAGCAGAGAAACUGCCGAAGAGGAAGCCCUUCUGCUGUUUGGAGGAAGUCCACCACCUCAGACACAGAGAAGUCAGCAUCUAUCAGUAUGGGAGGAAAAGCAAGAGAGCAGGGUUUCUUCUAUCAAAACCAGCCAGAUUCAUGAUCCAGCUGCUCACUUUGGAGGCUCCAGUAGGAAAGAGGUUUUCCUAAAGCUGCUCUCAGAAAGAAGACGUUGCUCCAAGGAAGCCACUUUAGGGCACAAGAAUGGAUUCCCUGGGAGGCAAGGAGGACAGAUAUGUCUUGGUGGAAUACCCCUUUGAGUACACCGCUAAGGAUGGGCAGCUCAUUUCGAUACAGCCCAACGAGAGAUACAUGCUUCUGAGGCGAACCAAUGACCACUGGUGGCACGUGAGGAAGAACAAAGAAGCCCGGCCUUUCUACAUCCCAGCAAAAUACGUCAAGGAACUGGGCUCUGUGACCCACACCAUGCCAUCCUCUGAGGAGCUGCCCUCCACAACCAUGUUGGAAAAUGUCAACUUAGAGGCCUCUAUCCGGGUCAGCCAGGAACCGCCAGCGGAGUACGAAUAUCGGUUUGUCAAUGCCAUUCCAGCGUGUGAGGUAGAUGCGGAGAAAGCUGGCUUUUCUUCCCCGCAGGGCUCGAUCUCCUCAGGGGUCUGGACGACGAUCCCCUUUGACGUUGGUGGGAACGCUCCGUCCCCCAUUUCCGGAGCGAGCAGAGCCACUCUUUCUGCCCUCAGUGCAUCUCAUGGUUCCCUGAAGCCUCGCCACACGACAGGUCCCGUGGGCUACAGCCAUUCCUCUGAACACAUAAGGUCUACGGUGUCCCUGGACGACUUGGCGAAAUUCGCGAUGCCCCCUGGCCAGGCGGGCGUUGGGAACUUGUACAAAGCUGCCUCGUGGAGUCCGGCUCGCCCGCUCCCAAAGAGCAACUCCGAAACCUUCCACAAAGCAGCGGAGGGAAGGUUGGAGCAGGGUACGCCAGAGCCCUGUGCCAGACAGCCUCAGCCAAGCAAGGAGGUGGCUGAAGAUCCUGUGUAUGUGAAUCUCCAGGAGCUCCGGUUGGAACGGAGUCCCUCCGCUGCGAGCAAAACUGAAUCCAUACCCCAGGCCCACCUUGGCAGCCCCCCGGCGAGCUGGGAGACCCACACGGACGCAGAAAGUGGCCGCUUGUUCUAUUACAACUCGGCCACCGGCCAAACGACCUGGGAGCCUCCCUUUGACAGUCCUGCCGGCGGCGGGAGUCCCCCUCCUUCUUGCUCUCCCUUGCUGGCCCACAGCCCUGCCACACCUGCCGAGUGGGACCAAUAUGUAGACGAGGCCAGCGGGCAGGUGUUCUUCUACAACACAUCGACGGGCGAGACGUCGUGGGACGCACCCCGAAUGGACGAAACCCUCAAUUAUCCGGAGAUGCAGCCUGCGUUUGUGCCUUACAGCCCUGUGGAUCGGAGGCCGCCAACUCCAGAAACUGACUACCCCAACCUUUCUCCUGAUGAACUUGAGCCCUAUCCUGAAGAAGAUUAUUCUCCGGUUGGCUCCUACCAGCCGCUGGACGGACUCUGCGUUCCCUCUGCAUACCAAGGCUGGCCGUCCUAUGGCAACCAGGAAGGACUGGUGUUUGAUGGUGACCAGUAUGCCUCCAACCCGGUCACUGCAUCCGGCCACCAUCACCACAGUACCAGCAGUGGGUCCAGCCUAGACAGCAGCCCUUUUGGAAACUGGGUACCCUUCUCUGGGCCAAAGGAGGGACAGUUAAAAACGCUUGAAAAGGCUGGGAUGCUCUUUCGGACAAAGACUGCUGAUAAAGGGAAACGCCAGAGGAAGAAUUGGAGUUCUUCAUGGACAGUCCUGGAAGGUGGUGUCUUGACUUUUUUCAAGGACUCAAAACACUCCACGUCUAGCAGUGUGAAACAUCCCUCCGUGUUGAGUAGCCCUGAGCACACUGUGGAUCUUAGUGGAGCAACACUUUCUUGGGCUGCAAAAGACAAGUCGAGCAAAAAGAAUGUCUUGGAGCUGAAGACACGGGAAGGAUCCGAGUACCUGAUCCGGCAUGAUUCAGAGUGCAUCAUCAGCACCUGGCAGAAGGCAAUUGCUGACAGCAUCAGUAAACUGCCUACAGAUUUCCCUCCGGAAGACAACGAGGAGAAUUCAUCGGAUUUGAGAUCAAAGGAUCAGCUAGGAAGCAACAGAGAGAAAGAGGGCGAGAAGAAAAGCCCAGCCUCCUGGCAUUCAUCCACCUCUCUCAACUCGGACAGCGAUUCCAGCAAAGUUCGCAACAAACUCCUGAGGUUUCUGCAGAGGCGGCCAACCCUUCAGUCCCUGCGGGAACGAGGCUACAUCAAAGAUCAGGUGUUUGGAUGCCCUCUGCAAGUUUUGUGCGACCGUGAGAAGAGUACUGUGCCUCAGUUUGUGAGGCAGUGCAUCUGCACUGUGGAGAAGCGAGGUUUGGAUAUCGAUGGACUCUACCGGAUAAGUGGGAAUCUGGCGACGAUACAGAAACUGCGCUACAAGGUGGACCAUGAUGAGCGCUUGGAUCUCGACGACGGCCGUUGGGACGAUGUCCACGUCAUCACCGGGGCCCUCAAGCUCUUCUUCCGCGAGUUGCCGGAGCCGCUGUUCCCCUUCAGCCAUUUUGACAGAUUCAUUGCAGCCAUCAAAAUCACAGAGCCCUCGAAGCGCAGCUACCGCUUACGGGAGCUGGUGAAUUCUCUACCUCCUGCUAACCACAAUACCAUGAGGGUACUUUUCCAGCAUCUCUGCAGGGUUAUAGAGUUCCGGGAGGAGAACCGCAUGUCCGUGCAGAGCGUCGCGAUCGUCUUUGGGCCAACUUUGCUGAAGCCAGAGGCCGAAGAAGGGAACAUGACUAUGUACAUGGUUUUCCAGAACCAGAUUGUGGAGCAAAUCCUUAGCCAAUACAGCUACAUAUUCCCGGAGAGCUAGGCCUUCCCAGCAGAGCGAGGAGCCUGGUUGAAUGAAGGAGCAGCUGCGACGCAAAGGGGCAGGUCCCAUCGCUGUGGGGACGACGGUGUUGCUGGGCAGUGCCAAGACUAGAGACAGUGAAGAUAUGGGAGGGAGGGAGAGAAACGACUAGCAAUAAAACUGUCAAUGUA